CCAGCCUGUCCCCCAUUUCUUCCUGGGUGUGGUGAAGGAGGAGGUGGCUGACAACAGGUUGAAGGCAGGGCCUGGCCUUCAGGGGACAAUGGAGGCACCAAAGGGCCAGGCCACCUCUCCCUCCACCUAAGUUGCCUCCUCCCUACUCAUGUGCCAGGAGCCUGCCCUUAUAACCUCAGUCCCUCCUAUCCCCCAGUUUUUAUCAGCUCUUUCUAACAGGGACCCGAGCUCAAGUCAGGCCCUCCCACCUUGAGCUCCAGUCUUGGCUGUCUGCUAGAAGGCAACGACCCCCACCCGAGGCCUGCCUGAGGUCACCAUCCCUGCCUCCUUCCCCGCUAGCAACAGGGGGCAAUCCAGUAGGCCUGGCGCCAGCAUCCAGGGAAGAAGGGAGGGUGGGGCGCUCCUGCCGCUCUGCAGGGGUGGGGCGUCCCCCUCCCCACACAGCCCCGCUCGGGCCAUCAGGCCAGUGGGAGGAGCCACCCAUGCCCUCCCUGAGCCUGUAGGGCUUAUAAAGCUGCCUCGCAGCGGUCAACCGCUCCUCCCCAGUCCCCGGCCUAGCUCUGCAAGCGGUGGCUGCGUGUCGUCCUCGCCGCCAUGAGCCACUCGUCGGGCCUUCGGGCCAGCGUCAGCUCCACCUCGUACCGCCGCACCUUUGGGCCGCCGCCCUCGCUAUCCCCCGGGGCCUUCUCUUACUCGUCCGGCUCCCGCUUCUCGAGCAGCCGCUUGCUGGGCUCGGCGUCCUCGGGCUCCUCCGUGCGCCUGGGCAGCUUCCGUGCCCCCCGGGCAAGCGCUGGCGCCCUCCUGCGUCUGCCCUCGGAGCGCCUCGACUUCUCCGUGGCCGAGGCCCUCAACCAGGAGUUCCUGGCCACACGCAGCAACGAGAAGCAGGAGCUGCAGGAGCUCAACGACCGCUUCGCCAACUUCAUCGAGAAGGUGCGCUUCCUGGAGCAGCAGAACGCGGCCCUGCGCGGGGAGCUGAGCCAGGCCCGGGGCCAGGAGCCGGCGCGCGCCGACCAGCUGUGCCAGCAGGAGCUGCGCGAGCUGCGGCGGGAGCUCGAGUUGCUGGGCCGCGAGCGCGACCGGGUACAGGUGGAGCGAGACGGGCUGGCGGAGGACCUGGCGGCGCUCAAGCAGAGAUUGGAGGAGGAGACGCGCAAGCGGGAGGAUGCUGAGCACAACCUCAUGUUCUUCCGCAAGGACGUGGACGAUGCCACCCUGUCCCGCCUGGAGCUGGAGCGCAAGAUUGAGUCCCUGAUGGAUGAGAUUGAAUUCCUUAAGAAGCUCCAUGAGGAGGAGCUCCGAGACCUGCAGGUGAGUGUGGAGAGCCAGCAGCUGCAGCAUGUGGAGGUGGAGGCGACAGUGAAGCCGGAGCUGACGGCGGCGCUGAGGGACAUCCGCGCGCAGUACGAGAGCAUCGCGGCGAAGAACCUGCAGGAGGCGGAGGAGUGGUACAAGUCCAAGGUGCGAAAGCCUUCGAGGGCCUGGGAGGAGGGCGCUAGGGUGGGCGGACGUCCUGGCCCGCUUAUGCCCCGGGUGACCUCCACUUUCCAGUACGCGGACCUAUCCGACGCCGCCAACCGGAACCACGAGGCCCUGCGCCUGGCCAAGCAGGAGAUGAACGAGUCCCGGCGCCAGAUCCAGAGCCUGACGUGCGAGGUGGACGGGCUGCGCGGCACGAACGAGGCGCUGCUCAGGCAGCUGCGGGAGCUGGAGGAGCAGUUCGCCCUGGAGGCGGGCGGCUACCAGGCGGGCGCCGCGCGGCUCGAGGAGGAGCUGCGGCAGCUCAAGGAGGAGAUGGCGCGGCACCUGCGCGAGUACCAGGAGCUCCUCAACGUCAAGAUGGCCCUGGACAUCGAGAUCGCCACCUACCGGAAGCUGCUGGAGGGCGAGGAGAGCCGGAUCUCCGUGCCUGUCCAUUCCUUUGCUGCUUUAAAUAUAAGGACGACAGUGCCUGAGGUGGAGCCUCCCCAGGACAGCCACAGCCGGAAGAUGGUUCUGAUUAAGACCAUCGAAACCCAAGAUGGGGAGCAGGUGGUGACAGAGUCCCAGAAAGAGCAGCAGAGUGAGCUGGACAAGCCUUCUCCUCACAGCUACUGAGGCCCAUGGGCCAGAGCUCUCUCACUCUGCCCUAGGCCAACACUAAGACCAACCCCUAACACCAGUCCUUUAUUAGUCUCCCCUUCCUCUGCAUGUGGCUGAGUCACCCCUUCCCUGGCCCAUUGCCAAGCCCUACCCAGCCAGCAGUAGCUGGGCAUCUCCCUGCCCUGACCAUAGAUGUGACCCAUAUACUCUCCUUGUGUGUCCUAGUAAAUGGCUGAUGAUCCUCCAGGACAAGUUACCCCCGCCAAUGAUCCCAUGAUCGGUGGGUCUGAGUUUUACUUUUGAAUCAAAUAAAACUGCUGUCAAGAGAAA
Choloepus didactylus (southern two-toed sloth) is the source of this 2412-nucleotide messenger RNA. It is a transcript of the gene PRPH, whose product is annotated as peripherin. Lineage: Eukaryota; Metazoa; Chordata; Mammalia; Pilosa; Megalonychidae. The record is from RefSeq and is a predicted model, not a curated record. Gene Ontology annotation, molecular function: structural molecule activity. Gene Ontology annotation, cellular component: type III intermediate filament; plasma membrane; axon. Bases 595 to 2097 code for a protein of 500 amino acids. The transcript has 8 exons.